Strongylocentrotus purpuratus (purple sea urchin) is the source of this 4745-nucleotide messenger RNA. Its product is annotated as spermatogenesis-associated protein 6. Gene Ontology annotation, biological process: spermatogenesis. Gene Ontology annotation, molecular function: myosin light chain binding. Lineage: Eukaryota; Metazoa; Echinodermata; Echinoidea; Camarodonta; Strongylocentrotidae. The record is from RefSeq and is a predicted model, not a curated record. The transcript has 11 exons. The coding region runs from base 136 to 1743 and encodes 535 amino acids.
GGUGCUCUUGAUUUCGGGAAAUUUAGCGUCCCUAGAUCGCCAAGACAACGCCGGUCAAGGAUCUGAUGAAAUCCGCAUCCAGAUGAGCUGAAAGCAGCCCAGUAGGAGCACAUCACGUUUAUUUCAAAUGUCAUCAUGCCUCGCAACGCUUUGCGCAUCAAUGUAGAUCUGAAUAUUGAAGCUGUAACUUGUCCUGGUGUUGUGCUGAAAGAUCGGCAGGAUGUUUACCUUAGUGUAUGCAUGCUGGGAUUCCAAAAGAGGACAUUGUGUCUCCCUCCUUUCUUCCCUCUCUUGUUCCAUCAGAAGUUCAGAUUUGAAAGGACUUAUGCAAACUGUGGCGACCCCGCACAUCUAGCCCAUGUUCUUCAGUUUGAGGAUGUGUUGAUUGAAUUGAUCCAAUUAGAUGAAGAUCUCAAUCAAGAUGGGACGGUACUAGCCUUCUAUCAGUUAUCUACGAGAGAUUUCCUCUAUCCGGAGGAUUCAAUGCUGCCUCGUUAUGCCGAGUCUGAUCGGGCAGUGCUCAUGAACAAGAAGAUUUGGUUUACGGGUCUUUCACCUAAGCUGGAGUUUUCAUGCAAGACUUCUAUUGAAGACACAAGCACUCCAGCCUUGGAUUUUUAUCGAGAUCGUGUUGCUGAGCGUGAAGACGAGGAUGAAGAUUAUGUCACUGUUACACCAACUAAGAGUAGAGGAAGGAAGAAAAAGAGUCUCAAAAGAACCAAGAGUUAUGAAGCAGCUACCAUCUCAUCUACAAUGAAAGCAUCUGCAAUGAAUAGUUCUGGGAUUGAAGAUAGACCACCAUUCAUCAUCAAAAGACAAGACAGUUAUAACCGAGCUACCUCACCAUAUAGAGCUAGAUCUCCAUCACCACGGCGACCAGCAUCGGCCCCGCCCAAUCGCCCUCCAAGGACGCCCAUCUCUUUCAGAACAGGUCCUCCAGAAAUCACUGGGAACUCCUCUGAGUACAUCUCUGAAGCUGACUGUCGGAUCUGUAGGAUCUACCAGCGUUACUUUGGACGACGUUACUGGGGCCAUAAGAAAUACUUUCAUCCUAACAAUGGAAUCAAAUACAGAUCCUCAGAGGCCAUUCGGAACACAAGGAGAGAUGAGGAACUUGAGAGAAUCCUAAAUGACAGAGUACUAGUAACUGAUGGAGAUAGCGAGAGUACAGAAGAUCUGAUAGAUUCAAUGCGUGACCUAUCAGUUACCCUACCUCCAGUACCAAGCGCAGACGUAGACUAUGCUCGCCUACCGUAUUCUCCACGGCUCUCCCGUUCACCACGCCUAUCUCGGUCCAGGUCUAGAUCCCCAUCGCUGUUGUUGUCUAGAUCCAGAUCCAGGUCCAGAUCUCUGAGUCCCUCCAGGAGGUACGCUAGGUCUCGUUCACGCUCCCUCAGUCCCAUCUUGGUGAGGGCUUCUCUAAGGGAACGGUUAAGUCCUAGACUUGGAUCACCAACCCAUGCCGACAUCAUACAUCAUAGAGUGCAGAGAGCUCUAGAUAGCAAUUACUUGGAUGAUUCUGAUGAUUCUGUGACCUCAGAGGAAGCACUUGGUGCCCUGAGGUCAUCUCUUCGUGGUGAUUCUUUACGCAGCUUUAGUGUAUCAACAGACCUAGGGGAUGGUCACUAUCUAUCUACAAGGAGUUCUGAGCUGUGUGGUAAGACUCAUCGUCAGCUGUUUGAAGACUCUUUAGCUAGGAUCUAUCGCAGGCUACAUAAGAAGAUUAGGACCAAUACCUACUAGUUAACGGCCAAGCACAAACAAUUAAAUGGGAAAUCUACAUACAUGUAACCUUUUCUUCUUCUACUUGUUCUCCCUCCGCUUGUGUCGGAGAUCAGCAACAGGGUGUUGCAUAUAGAUAUAUCCAUAUAGGCAGGUCAAUUAGUAAUUAUUAUACCAUCUAGGUAUCUAUUUUAAGCGUUGAUUGCACUUUCAAAUUUGUAUAAGUAACAAUGACAUUCAAAUUCUUUUCGUGGAGAUGAAUAAAGAUGUAAUGUCAGAAACAACAGAUAAUUUAUUGAUAUAAAUAUAAUAUGUAAAAAUAUAAUAUGUAAUCAAUCUUUAAUGAAAUAGCAUAUAGUAUUGUUUAUACUGAUUAAUGAAGUGACAGAUCUCCAUUUUCUGUGAUUAUCAGAACUCAAGAUUCAGGCAAUGAUUGUCUGUCAAGUGAAUAAACGCUAAACGAUGGUGGUGCAUCCCUUGUAAGUUCAUGUACCCAGAGCAAAAUUUAACUACCAGGUAAAGACAAUUUUUGCAAUGAAAAGUCUUUGCAAUAACCUUUCAAGUAGAAAAUAGAGAUAGAGUGAGGAAAAGUAUAAUGUGUUUGUGUUUUUUUGUUUUGUAAAGUGAUAUGGCAGGGUGUCAUGGUAAAAAGCAUCUAUACUAGUUUACAUCCGUAAUUGAAGUUUUUAAGGAUUUUUCGCCUUAAUGGUCAAUUUUUGAUGCCUAUUCAGACUAAUAAUGUUGAUUACCAUGGGAUACAUAAUAUCUUAGACAACAUUUGUAUGUUACAUUAUUGAAGAAAGUGCUGCAACAAUUUCAGAUUCGUCUUAUGUUAUAGUAAGUUUGAUGUCGACCCCAGCCACUAGCUUACUUUAAAAUGAAUUUAUAUUAUAGCUGAUUAUUGCUGUUAAUGUUAAUUAUUUCUUCUUUGCUGCUGCUUCUUUGUUUUGCAAUUAUAGGUAAUUCUUUUAAAACUGAAAUGGAACAGUAAAUUCCUCAUGCAUUUGUACAAUCAUAUUGCAGGACAAUUGAUAAUUAGAAACAAUAAUUCCAAAUUGAAUAUACAUUAUAUUAUAGAGAUGUAAAUAUUGGUUGUUUUUAUUUCUGCAUUUUGAUGAAUCUUAAUCUGUAGGCAGGCUGGCCCUUUGGCUAUUGUUGAUAGAACUAGACAUGUAUACAGUUUUUAGAUUAAGAUACUGUUUAGUAGUUAUAAAGAUAACAUUCAAAUUUAAUACAACUAAUUGUUAUUGACCCCCAAAAAUGUAAUUAGGAAUCAGCUGUUAUGAUGAAUUCUCCCAAAAUUAAAUAUGUAGAUAAUGCUAAAAGUUCAAUACAUAUAUAUUUCUGUGUGAAUUUAGCAAUUGAAUAGACAACUGUUAAAAAGAUAUGAGAGUAUAUUUAUCAUAAAUAAGGCCAAAUUUUAAUUGUUUAUCUAUUUAAUGUGAGCCAUGUUUUUUAUUAGCAUUUUCAACUAGUUUUUAAUCCAAAGUGUGAUGUAGUUCUAUGGCUAGAAUUGGUUUAUAACUUUGAUAUAUCAAGACAGUAAGCUGUAUUCAAUAUUACAGUAAUCACAGUGUGCUUGGGUAUCACUUCUUAUUUCUUUUACUCUUUAAUACAAAUAUUACAAGAAGAAAUUUUGUACAGCAUUUAAAGGUUUGAUCAAGUAGAAGGAUGUGUGUAGAAGUCAUCAAUGUUAACAGAACUGAUUGGAUAUAUAGUUGAAACUAUAUAGACUCAAACAAGAUAUAUAGUUUGCAGAGAUGUAGCAUGAUGUUUCUUUGAUGUUACUUUGAUGUUGAAAUGUAAAGAUAAACUUAUUUGACAAAAUUAACAUGAUAGUUGUAUCAAAGUAUUAUAGUUACUACAGGAAAUUUUAUGUAAUUAUGUCUAGUUGUUGGAAGUUUAUUCAGUGCAUUCCCUUUAUGAGUAUGUAGACAGAACAUUUUCUGUGUGGCUUGUGUAAUUAGAGAGGGCCUUCAUAAAUAGUACAUGUUUAUGUUAUGUUAUGUUCCUUCUAUAUUUUUGACAAAAUUAACAUGAUAGUUGUAUCAAAGUAUUAGUUACAUCAGGAAAUUUAUGAAAUUGAUUAACAGUAUAAUAGUACAGGUCGUUGUGUCCAAUGACACCACAUUUUCACUGAUUAAAUAAAAUGUGUUAUUAUAAAUGUAUGGAGUUAAUAGCCCGAGUACACCUAACUUUGAUCAGACAAAUAUAAAGUGAAGUGAUAAUUUAAAUGAUAAUUCACUCUUGGUAGCAUAUAUGAGACCAAAUAAUUUAAAUUAUUUUGACUUUUCUACUAGUGUUUGAAAUAGUGCACCCAUGACAUCAAGUUGUGUAUGAGAAAAAGUCAUUUCUAAACACUUUUUGAAAUGAUAAACAAGAGAUGUAACUGAGGCUUGUGGUGGACCAAUAUGCCUUUCAACACAACAGUAUGACGCAAAAUACCUCAGUGUGUUUGUGGAAUACAUGUCUGUCACAGUAAUGUCAGGUACAGCAGAUUAAUACAGCAAAAUUUGAUUCCAUUGUGUCUUUUAAUAGAAUUUUGAUUCAAAUGGAUUCCAGAUCAAUUAAUUGAUGCUAUUUUAACAAUUUCCAAGAAAUUGCAUUGUUUUGAACUACAAGUAGUGGUAUAUACUACAGAUUUUGAGUAAUCAACUACAUUUUGAUAAAAGGGGUUCAAUUGCAAACAAAUAACAGUCUCUUUCUUAGUGUACAUUGAUAAUUAAAAACAAAACAAAUGUUUUUAGUUGUAGUUCAAUAUCAACAGAGGCUAUUCAUGUUAUUUAUUUUGCCAUUCAUUUUGAUUUACCUAAUUGUAGCUGUGUGGAGUAGUAUAUAUAAGAAGUCGUGCUGUGCCGCCAAAUGUAGAAUAAUUCUUCACAAUUAAUUAACAAACUAAUGAUAUGCAAAAUAGUUUGUAAUAGUUUAGGAAACCAGAUGAAAUUAUUGAGAACAUAUACGUACAUGUUGUGUGCAUAUAGAUAUAAAGAAAAUGAAUAAAGAAUUGAAUUAUUAAACAAAAU